CUGGCCUAUUUUCGCAACUAUCCAGAGACCCAGGGGACUGGCACGACUAAUUGAAAGCGGGCUAUCAAAGUUGACAACGGACUAAUUGCAAGUGCACGUGCAAAAGGCAAGCGGAGCGUGGCGCAGCCGGGGUCGAAGAGUGAGCUCUUCAGAGUUUUUCCCGUUGCCACUGCCGAUUUUUUGCAGACGUACCGGCGAGUUAAUUGUUUCAAGAGCGAGAAGCAGGUAAGUGGGGCAGUAAGGCGGCCGCGCGGUGGCGCUGGCGUCGUCCGCUGCCGGAGAAGCGAGACUCGGCGCGUCCCUAGCAAUUCAGUCUUCUGUUUGGCGGUGUAGAGGCCGGUUGUGCUAUCCGCGACACACGCACACGAGAGAUCAGAGAGAUGGCUCGGUGAAAGCAGCGCCUCGGCAGCGAGCACACGACACGCACGAUGGGCCCAAACGGGCUGCCGGUGGAGCGCUACCUGGGCUCGUGUCUUAUCUCGGCAACGGCCCGCAAACACGGCCCCAAACAGCAUUACAACGGCUGGCCCUUGAUUUCGUUGGGACCCCGAGGGGGCCAGGCGGCCAAGGAACAGCAGCAUCAGCAACAACGGAGUCCGCUCUCGCGGCUGGCCAUCCACACGCAGGGCGCGCCACUCAUCCUACAGACGCCGUAUCGAAAGGGCCCCGCCGGCCCGCCGCUGCAGCAGCAGCACCACCAGCGGCCGCAAGGGCACCCUGUGGCCCGCAAAGAGCCGCCCAAGUCGCCGCCAGUGUCGGACGCCGCGUCUGUCGCCUCGGACGAGAGCGGUCACUCGGAGAACAGCCUGCCGCGGAUCAUCAAGCCGCGCAAGCGAAGGAAGAAGGAACGCAAGCCGUCCGGGGGUAGCGAGUCGCCGCCCGCCGCCCCGCAACCCUCCGGCCAGGGGGCCCCGGUCACGCUGCAGCCGUACGUGCCUCUGUGCUACGAGCAGCUGGACAAGCUGCGGCAGCGUCGUCCUCCGCCACCGAGUGCCGCCCCCGCCGCCGUCCUGGCGAGGAACUCUUGUUCGGGCUCCGAGGGCGGCCACGCGCUGUGCCAGUGCAACUUUUGUGAUCCCGCAGGACUGAUCCUGGACGUUGAGCGGCUGUGCCACUCGCCGCCCCCGUCACUGCCGCCGCCACAGCGCGUCCUGAAGGCCGCCCCCGCCGCCCCCGACUACAGCGAACUGGAGGUGACCUCGGAAAUUGUGACUUCACUCAACGGCCAUCGGGACAUUGAGAUCAAGUUCUUCAGUUGGAAGCCGCCAGCCAACGAGGAGUGAUCGACUGACUGAGGACGAGUGCGUGGUGCCCGAUAAAUUGACCGAUUUAUUCAGUUGGCAUUCGCGUCCUGUGUGACUAAAAGUCUGGAAAAAAUCGACACGAGUGUUUGGUUCAGGUUUGGAGAUUUAAGUCGGCCGACUUAAAAUCGAUAUCAGACCUGAAGAGAAUGCAGAGGGAAUUAUAUUUUUGUACGAAACGAGUGUCAGGUGAACGGUAACGAUUUAAUUUUCCUCGAAUUGCGUUCUAUAUUUAAAUUAUGUCGCUGCUGUUAAAACAACUAAUGAGCAAAGAUCUCGUGGUAAACAAAACUGAUAAGAAUGUUCACUCAAUUUGCAGCGCAAAGCAAAUAACUGUGGGUGGAUUCAAUGCGGGUUUUCAUUAUUUUUUUCUGGCGGUGUCGGUUGGAUGGUAGGUUUUUCUGCGCUGGCCAAACCAGCGAGGGUGUUUUAGUAUUUUCUCUUUUUUCCACAUGGGAGGCGCACAACCCUUCUCUGUCUCUGUUUCCAUUGUUUCUUUCUUCGACUGACUGAGGGGAUCAGGUCCCGUUGCGAUUACAACGAUAAUUUAUUCAAAUAACCCACCACCCGCACGGGGCCGCAGUUCUACUUUACAUUUGCCUUUCGAUUCCUGCGCGUCGAAAUUUAAUUUUCUUGUUCCCUCGCAGGGAGAGAGAAGUAUUCCUCUUUUGUCUGCAAAGAUUUUGUCAUAAUGUGUUCAGACGCUAAAUCGGUACGAAAACGUGAAUACUGUACAUUGUGUAAACAUAUCGUAUGUAAAUAUUUGAUCCACAUGCGGAAGUUGUGCGUAAUCAAAAGGCAUUACUUGUGACGAGCAGGAGUAAAAAGAAAAGCAAGCCAUCGGGAGAUCCUUUCGUAUUUUUGUCGACUAUAGUUUGUAGUGUAGAAUUCGCUGUUUGUUCGUAUUUUGAGUGCUUCCCUUUUUGUGUUAGCUGAUAUCAGAGAAAAAUGUGUUUUCAAGAACUGACUUCGUUUAGCUUUUUAUGGCACGACUGUGAUGAUGUCAUCAAUGAAAAAUGAAUAAAAAACCCGUCAAUUACUGUGCAAA
Molecule: messenger RNA, 2349 nt
Organism: Cloeon dipterum
Lineage: Eukaryota; Metazoa; Arthropoda; Insecta; Ephemeroptera; Baetidae
Product: cyclin-K
Exons: 1
Coding region: 429-1283 (284 amino acids)
Source: RefSeq, a predicted model, not a curated record